Molecule: messenger RNA, 2511 nt
Organism: Rotaria sp. Silwood1
Lineage: Eukaryota; Metazoa; Rotifera; Eurotatoria; Philodinida; Philodinidae
Source: the annotation of a GenBank genome assembly
AUGGGCAAUUCAGAAGGUGGACUACGCAUUGUCGAAAAUUCCGAUUUACUCUACGAGUAUAACAAAAAUGUUCGACCAGCGGUUAUAUCUUUUUCACUGGGUCUUGAUUAUCCUGCAAGUUGUCCGAAUCUUCUUGCUGGCUUCAUUCAUAUCAAACCGAAUGAUUCUUUCAAACAAGACAGUAUUCUCACAUGCACUCCACUAUGUUUAUACGUUAUUCGAGGUCGUGGUACAACAAAGAUUGCUGAUGAAGGCCAAGUAGAUUGGUCCGAAGAUGAUCUAUUAGUCGUUCCUUAUCAAACACAAGCACUCAAUCAUUUUGCACACGAAGAUACGGCCUUCUAUUAUGUACAUGAUGAGCCUCUUCUCAAGUAUCUUCGGGCAAAGCCAGCUGAGAAAGCUUUUACAACGACUAUUUUUCGAAGUCAUGUUCUACGAGAGAAAGUAGAAAGCAUUCGAGAAAAACCAGGUAGUGAACACGCGAAUCGACUUGGUACAUUAAUCGGAAAUCCAGAUAUAAGUGAAACAAAGUCUUUAACACAUACAUUAUGGGCAUUAAUGAAUGUUCUACCAGCGAAUUCAUUGCAAAAACCACAUCGUCAUAAUGCCGUAGCAUUGGAUUUGGUUACAUAUGCACCUAAAGGAAAGUGUUAUACACUGAUUGGUUAUGAUCUAAAUGAAGAUGGUACCAUUCGUUCACCGACUCGAUUAGAAUGGAAAUCAGGUAGUGCAUUUACAACUCCUCUUGGCAUGUGGCAUUCGCAUCACAAUGAAUCGACAGAUGAAGAUGCUUGGAUUUUGCCAAUGCAAGAUGCUGGUCUAUCUAAAUUGGAAAUAUUACCAAACGAAAUAUUUUUUAAUAUAUUUUCUCAUUUAUUAUGGAACGAUAUAUUAACAUCAUUUUGGUUAUUAAAUAAACGAUUUAAUUCGCUUAUUUAUUUAAACUUUUCAAUAAAUAAUUGUGGAAUUAUUAUUAAUAAAACAAGUUUAUCUUAUAAAAUAUUUUUAUCAAAAUUAUUUCCAUUAAUUUCUAAUUGUUCGUCUCUGAUUAAUUCUAUUCGACAUAUUCAUUUGGAUGGAACAUGUCCACAUAGUUAUGAUUUUUUUAAUAAGAAUCAUUGUAUUCAGAAUUAUCCUAAUCUUAAAUCACUUAUUCUUGAUCAAUUUUAUUUAUCUAAAGUAUUAAUUAAUAAUUUGUGUUUUCUUAUUACAGGCCGAUUGAACGAACUUACAAUGAUCUUAGAUGAAGAUGUUUUUACAGUAUUUGAAUUGGAAAAGGAACCUUUGGAAAGGGCUGCCACUCAAAUAAGAAAUCAAUUAAUGUUCAAGGAUCUGUUAUGUGGUAUAUUCUCUGAAACAUGUAAAUUAAUUAAUCUUCGACUUGAUAUUCCCUGCAAUCAAUCUUAUUUGAUUAUUCACGAUUGUUUAUCGUUUUCUUAUCAUGCUUCAAUUCCACGUUUUUUCAAAGAACAAUAUUGCUGUAGAAAACUUCGUUAUGUAGAGAUUCACCUACAUUAUGCAUGUUUUAUUGAAUAUAUUAUUGAACAUGCACGUAAUAUUGAACGAUUAUUGGUUUGUCUCAAGACAUCAUGGAACAGAUAUCAAUUAUCGGAUUUGGCAAGUGAAAAAUUUGAACAAUCGAAUACAAUCUCGUCUAAUAAAAAAUUCCGAGCAGAAAAAUUAAAAUAUCUUAUAUUAAAGAGUACGGUUGAGUAUGAUGGUCAAUUAUAUUAUUUAAAAUGGUUUUUUAAUAAUUUAAAUAGUGUUGAAAAGAUCAAAAUUCGUCUUAAGAUCGAUGGAACUUGUGAGAAAAAUCCAAUAAUAUAUGGAUCUAUUGUUGAUGCAAACUUUAUUCGGAAAUAUUUAAUGAAUGAUCGAAUAAUUAAUUUAAUUCAUUUUGAUUUUUAUAUUGUUUCCAAAUCAUACUAUGAAAGAUUCGUCGAUCAAAAUACAGAACGUGCAAAAAUCCUUGCUCGUAUUAUUUCAAUGCCCAUUCAACUCAAUUAUCUUCGGAUCGAAAAUUUUCAAUGGCUUUUACAUCUUGUUGAAUACGCGUUUGAUGAAUUAAAAGAAAAUGCAUUAAGCAACGUGAGAUACACGGAAUUUUCUCUUCCAAGUUGUCGUCGUGGCACAAAUGAAUCAGUUCAUCUUGGAAAAUAUCUUGUACCUUUUCUUAGUAAACAUAUGCCUUAUCUACAAACAUUGUGUCUUUGGAAACCAGAUGAUUUUCCUUGGUCAUCAAUUCGACCAGAUUUUAAUCGAGCACGUUAUGAACUUUUAGCUCGACAAUGGUCAAAAUCUUUAAAAACAGUUGAAUCGAUUAAUAAACAUGUAACUCUUUUUGAAAAUGAUCUUUCUCAAUUAGUCGAACAAUUGAAACAAUUUGUUUAUCUGAAUAUUUAUGGCCAUAUCAUUGAUGAAAAAGUCGAACCUUAUCGAUUGAUGAUUCAAAAACGUUUUCCUAAUACUUAUUUCUCUAUUGAAAAAUCGAGAUUUCGUCUUUGGAUAUAA